Rattus norvegicus (Norway rat) is the source of this 4696-nucleotide messenger RNA. The record is from RefSeq and is a predicted model, not a curated record. Lineage: Eukaryota; Metazoa; Chordata; Mammalia; Rodentia; Muridae.
CUCCCCACAAGCCAUUUGAAGGGAAAUUACAGCCCCUCUGAUACCUAAGUGUUCGUCUUGUAGGAAUCAGAGCCUUCUCCUUUUCCAAUAUUUGGUGUUGUUAAUACUGGUGAAGACAAAGCCAAGCGUGCUUUAACCCAGCACUGGGGCGUCAGACAGACAGAUCUCUAAGUUUGAGGUCUACAGAGUGAGUUCUAAGGCAGCCAGGACUACCCAGAGAAACCCUAUUUUUGAAGAACAAACAUAAUGGUGGCAGUAGUCAGAAUGCUGAGGACAGAACUGGGAGGCACAAAGUGACUCCAGCCCAGCUGGAAGUUUAUAGCCCAGUCUCUGUGAGCCUGUGCCCCUCAGUGACACCCGGUGUUUCUAGGAGAAACCUACCUUCAAGGGCCGUUCAGGCCCCAGAGCCUCUUGGGCUUCAGCUUAAGAUUCUUUGGCAAUGUUGGGGUCUGGAUAAACCAUAUGUCAAGGACAAAACACUCUUCCUUACGGUUCCGCCAGCUCUCUGGUCUCUUCAGUAUCAGCAUGACUGAGGACACCAGGCUUGUUAUUCCGUGUUUGCACAGCAGCCUUGCCUGCUGUGUGGACUGCUGCAUUUAUUCAGAGCAGGGCUGACCUGCCUUUUGUUUUCUCACACCCUCUGCCUGCUCUUAGUCUCUUUGGUGGCUGGGGAUUUCUCCCAAGUUGGUGCUCUCCUGUCCCCCUUCUGAUCAGGGGUCUCUCAUGCCUUAAGUCAGUUGGAUUCUUCUUAGCACUUUGGUGUGGUAAAUAUCACACAAGCCGUACUUCCGAUGUUUGUUUUAGUUGUGUAAGGUCGAUAAGAGUUUCAGGGGCACCUGUAGCCAAAUCACGUUAUUUCCUGUUACAGACAUCGUGCCGAGAACAGGCACACACCUUUGCCCUGAGAGUCCUUUGCCAGCCAAGGUCGAGCAGGUUGUUGCUGCCUUGCCCCUGGAGCUGUGAGCAUAGCCAGCAUCUCUUCUCAGUACUUCACCUGGGAAAUCCAGCAUCCGCUCAGUUCUCAGGGCUGCUUUUCUAAGCUGACUCUGCUUAGACUCUCCUGGGUCCUUCUUCCCUACAGGAUCCAUGGCAAACCCUCUGACCCAGCACUCAGGAACCCCUGACACAUGUCUCAUGUUCAGUUUGUUACCCUCUUACCUGCUGUUUCUCCCGCAGGCUUUCAUAUUUAUCUACUAUCAUGAGGCAAAUUGAAUUAUUCUGCACACACUGCCGUGCUCUGCAGCUGUACAUGUAAACUUCAAAGCUGCGUCUGCCCUGUGCUUUUCUCUGCUCUUACUGAGCCUUGAGGACCUAGCUCAUUUACUUCUGACAGGGAAGCCUGCCCUAACUCCUGCGUCCAGUCCAGCCUCGGGUCUGUCACUUCUGUAGCACUUCCCAGCCUGCGCUGUGCCGCUCUCCCAUUUCUUAGGGAGCCGACUUUACAUUUGUAUCCUCAGUGUCUGGCUUGGAGUACGUUAAACGCUUCCGAGAACCAAAGCAUGAAAGACGGCCAUGGAGGAUAUGGUUUUUAGACACUUCCAAACAAGCCAUAGGGAUGCUCUUCAUCCACUUUGCAAACGUGUACCUAGCGGAUCUCACUGAAGAGGACCCUUGCUCACUGUACCUCAUCAACUUCCUUCUGGACGCCACUGUAGGCAUGCUCCUCAUUUAUGUGGGCGUACGUGCCGUCGGUGUGUUGGUGGAGUGGCAGCAGUGGGAGUCCCUGCGUUUUGGAGAAUAUGGAGACCCUCUACAGUGUGGGGCCUGGGUCGGGCAGUGUGCCCUUUACAUCGUGAUCAUGAUCUUUGAAAAGUCCGUGGUCUUCAUCGUCCUUCUCAUACUCCAGUGGAAAAAGGUGGCCCUGCUGAAUCCAAUUGAGAACCCUGACCUGAAGCUGGCCAUCGUCAUGCUCAUAGUCCCCUUCUUUGUCAAUGCUUUCAUGUUCUGGGUAGUGGACAAUUUCCUCAUGAGAAAGGGGAAGACGAAAGCUAAACUCGAAGAAAGAGGAGCCAACCAGGACUCAAGGAACGGGAGCAAGGUUCGCUACCGACGGGCGGCAUCCCAUGAGGAGUCUGAGUCUGAGAUCCUGAUCUCGGCUGACGACGAGAUGGAGGAGUCUGACGCCGAGGAGGACCUCCGGAGACCUGUGAAGAAGAAACAUCGCUUCGGGCUGCCCGUAUGACGCAUUUCCACGCUGCGGGUGACAGUCCUGGGGCCCAGCCCUGCAGCAACACUGCUUCCCUCCCCUCUGCCUUCCUCUUCUACCUCCACUCCUCCUGCUGUCUCUGCCUGCUCUCCGCCCGCCCCAGACUACUGUGACUGAGAAGAGGGAAGAGGACCGGUGCCUGAGGGGCUGUGGGCAGCUGGAGUUCCCGCUCAGUUGCACUACAAACACUGACCAAAUAUGCAAGCGAAGAGCUUUGUUCGUUCGUUGUCGUCCCUUUGGGGGGUCGUGAGACCCCCUGUCCUAUGUCUGACCGGGUGGCAUGGUGGAAGAAAACAGAGCACACACAGAACUGUGGUGGGUUCUCCUGCCGAGGCUGCAGGCCUUGUGGACACGCGACGUGCUUGGGGUUAACAGUCGCUGGUUGACCCAGGUUGGAACAGGAAUGGUUUCUUAACUCAAAAACCGGCUUUUGUAACUCUUUCCUUCUGAAGCCUGUCUCACAGGCUGCAACAGUGUUACUGUUUUUUGAGUACGUGUUAGUUUCCUACAAAGUACCUAUGGGUCUAACGGGCAAACAGAUUUUUAAGUCUUCCCUAUGCUGUCUGACUUUUAUAUUUUUAAGUUAUAUUUUCAUACUAUUGUAUUUAAAACUCUUUUUAAUCCCCAAACACAUGGGUUUGUUUGCCUUUCAUGGGGUGGGAGCCGGUGGGAGGCGGGUCAAGACAAGGAGGUUUUUCAGCCAGGGAUACUGUUAGGGAACAUGGUUGCUGAGGUACAUGGUCCUGAUGGGAGGGUAGCUAGAUAGUGCUUAUCUGCGGCCACAGAGCCAUACUCUGUUAAGGUCAGAACCUCCACAGGAGGCAGCUGUUCAAGUAGAUCUGUGUGCGCCACUGUGAGGACAGACAGAGCCCUGCCAGGCCAGGCGGACAUGUUAGAGGCAUUGGUCAAACUCGGUUAGGGAGGGAGCCCAAUAGUUAGACAUUUGUGUCCAGAGGACUCAAGGCCACCAGGCCUCCUCCCGCUGGCUUCCUGCCUCUCUCAGAGUCUCUUAAAUCACAAGCGUUAGAGUAGCCCUGGCCUCAGCAUCCAGUACAGCAGCUUACAGAGCCAACCUUUGCCCUUGGUGUCUGUCACCAGCUGUCACCUGCUUGAUUGCUCAGCUGUGCUUGUCGGGAAAAGCCUGUCAUCACACCCUCCAAAGUGAUGAGGUGACCGCAGCAGAGCAGACAGCGGAAGAGCCAUGUUUUACUGCGUAGGUGGUAUGAGGCGUUUCUAACGGUCCCUCCUCUUGGCUGGCCUUCCCGCUCCUCAGCGUGGCUGUGCUUUACCUGUGGUCCUGCUGGCCUUGGCAUUGACCCUGCUAUGAGAACAGCAGGGCGGGGCUGUCUGGUGGCCUGUCAGAGCUGCAGGCAGACACAGUGGUAAGGGGCACAAGAACACCCCACCACUUGACGCACUGGCAGUGAUAUGGCUGAAGCCUUCGGUGAGACAAGCACAAAUGGGACACUUGAAAGGACCACUGAGGGGAGUGAGUCUGCUGUAGGAGGCUUCCCAUUCCAGUCAGGCAGAGGCCGUGACCUGGGAAGUGGUUCAGCCAGGUUCUGCGUUGUUCCUGUUUCCUUCCCAUCCUGCAGCCCUGACCAUUCUCACCCCUUCUCUAGUGACUUCCACUGAGCCGUGUGGAAGGGUGCAACUCAGGUCCUGGUGAGAUGGUCAGCCCCUGGCCAUCACUGACACCCUCCUCACAUACCCUUCCUGCCCCAUUGUGCUUUAGUUGGCCUGUACAGCACACGCCCCUGCCGUCCUUCUGGAGCUCAGGGGAAACCUCGUUUUCAGACUCCAGCUCCCGAAACUUCCAAGCCAGGCACAGAGGUGGGGGAAACUCCAAGGUGACAGCCUCACAGAGGUGAUCCGUAAGGUCCUCCCAGCUCCCAAGCACAGCGCCUGGAGGACAGGAAGCAAGUGAAUGCAGGUUCCCUCUGCACCCUGAUUUCCACUAAGGGCUACAGUCUCCGGGCCACAGCUCCUGGGCUGGCCUAGAAGGAAAGGAAGUCCAGCAGGUAUUUGAUACUGAGCCUGUCUGUGUACAGGUUUGGUGUGUGUGUCCUUCCCCCAUCCUGUGUGGAUGUGUACGUGCACUCAUGCGGCAUAAGCACACAUACUCUCGCAACCCGGCGUCCCUCAGGAGAGCCUCGGUGGCCAACAAGGCCUUUCUGUUACCGUGGUGCACUGUCUCACUGGAAUGGAUGUAGAAGGCUUCUUCCAGAGCUGUCCUCCCUCCCUGGAACGAGUGUCCCCAUCACUUGUUCCAAGCUGCCUUAUGAGGUGGGACCCUUUACUGGCUGACAGCAGGCAACACCGAGCGAGGGGGAAAAAUGGAAUGCUGACUUAGCUGUGGUACGCUGUCAAUCUGUUUUGUCCAAAUAGGUGCCUUGGCCAAGCUGCUCUUGCUGGAAGCUUGCAAGCCAAGGUGAUGAGUGAAGUUUUUGUAACUAACAAAUAAACCAGUGAGAGAGAGCUGACACCUAA